AUGGUUCGAUACGCUGCCACCGAGAUCCAGUCCUCGAAGUCGGCCCGCGCCCGCGGUGCCUACCUCCGAGUGUCUUUCAAGAACACUCGCGAGACCGCCCAGGCCAUCAACGGCUGGAAGCUUCAGCGCGCUGUUACCUUCCUCGAGAACGUCAAGGAGCACAAGGAGGCCGUCCCCAUGCGACGAUAUGCCGGCAGCACUGGCCGCACCGCCCAAGGCAAGCAGUUCGGUGUCUCCAAGGCUCGAUGGCCCGUCAAGUCCGCCGAGUUCCUCCUCGGUCUCCUCAAGAACGCUGAGGCCAACGCUGAUGCCAAGGGUCUCGACACCGGUGCCCUGAUUGUCAAGCACAUCCAGGUCAACCAGGCCCCCAAGCAGCGACGAAGGACAUACCGUGCCCACGGUCGUAUCAACCCCUACAUGUCCAACCCCUGCCACAUCGAGCUCAUCCUGACCGAGGGUGAGGAGGUUGUCCAGAAGUCCGAUGCUGUUGUCGAGCGCGAGCACCUCAACUCGCGCCAGCGCGGUGCCCGUCUCCGCAAGGCUAUCGCCGCCGCUUAA
This is a messenger RNA of Fusarium musae, 558 nucleotides long. It is a transcript of the gene RPL17, whose product is annotated as 60S ribosomal protein L17. Lineage: Eukaryota; Fungi; Ascomycota; Sordariomycetes; Hypocreales; Nectriaceae. Gene Ontology annotation, biological process: cytoplasmic translation. The coding region runs from base 1 to 558 and encodes 185 amino acids. Gene Ontology annotation, cellular component: cytosolic large ribosomal subunit; ribosome. Gene Ontology annotation, molecular function: structural constituent of ribosome. The transcript is spliced from 4 exons. The record is from RefSeq and is a predicted model, not a curated record.